AUGCAUAUCAAUGAUGGGACCGUUCUUCUGAGCUUUUUGCUCGUUAUAUGCAUUGAUUUGUCUUCAGCAUUUUACUUCCAUAUCAAGGAUACGGAUGUUAAAUGUUUCCUAGAGGAAAUUCCUGAGGAUACUUUAGUUGCUGGUAAUCCGUAGUUUCUGUGUAAUCUCUGCAUGCCUAAAGGGAAAUACAAAGUUGCUUUACUUCAGCAGGAGGAAUUCGUCCACAGCAGCGCCAUAGGAAUUCACGUUACGGUUUAUGACCCCGAAUCCAAUGUUAUGAUGUCUAGGGUAAGCCCUUUAUUUCCUGCUCAAACUGGUAACGUCUUGCAAUUUACCUUUUUCCGUGGUAUUUUGAAAUCAGAAAGAUUGGGCCUUCGUUCCUGCACUCCAUAGCGCAUGUCAAGAUCUAAUCAUCCGAAUUCAGGCCCUUUCGAUUCUAACGUAUAGUUUGAGCCUACACAGCGGUUUAAUUCCCUACCAGCGGUUCCUACUAGCAACAGCGACUCGCUAUCGAAGGUCACGAAAGGUUUGACGUCUAGGCGCAGAUUCUGCCCAAAUUGUCGCUACCGAGACGACAUCGAAUAAUAGCGAUACGGCACUAUGCGGCAAUUGCGGUGGCGGACCUGCGUUCUAUAUCUUCUAGUUGACCUUCUCCAUCUAAUAUUUCAGCAAAAAUGUACUUAAGUCUUUUCCUGCCGUGUAAAAAUCGCCCUUCCCGCAGCAAAAAGCCAAAGGUAAACGCGAUUUUGUAUCACAGAAAGCGCGACUGUUAGGGUACUUAACGCAGCAAUGAACAAUAAUUCGGGUACGGAUAUGUAUCUAUUAUGGAAUUGACAUUCAUCUAGAGGCUAAUUAUGAGAGCAAGCUCUCUUGUUGUGGUCUUGUGAAUAUGUGUUUAUCGCAUGCGUAUGAUGAAAAGAAACCGUUAUGGCGACGGCUUUGUAUAGGGCCGAUAUAGCUGAUUCUGUUCACCGCACUUUGACUUCUACUCCUAGUUUUAUUGUAAAUGCACUGACAGUGUGAUUUAUAUCACUGUUGUAGUUUUGAUUGUUUUGUGCUGUCGCGACAUUUACAAUAGUUUUGACUAUUGACAGUUUUGCCCCAGGUAUGCAGGCAGUUUACUAGCCUUUACUGUAGUCCUGUUUUUAAUUUGCUGUUCACAUUAAUAAAGCAGAGACAUCCGGCCUGCAACACAUUUUCCACACGUUUGGCCCAGAUGAGGAUCUUAAUCAACAUAAGAGUCUGGCAACAACACUAAAAUAUAUUCGACCAGCAUGCCUUCAACGUUUCCUCCAAAAUCUCGACAUUCCCACUAUCGGAAGCUAACUAGCUUGAAAACAACAUCCCCGUUACGCUAUCAUUGCAGCACAGUCGCUAAGCCGCAAUUUGUGUUAAUUUUGUGGUGUCGUUUGCUCAACUGUCUGGCAUAUCUGCUUAUCUUCACAAAAUCACUACAAGCGUGGUGAGGUUCGUUAGUUUUCGUCGCAGUGGUCAAUUUCUUUAAUGCUAUCGUCGAGGUUUGUUAGUUCACUCAUAUUAGUAAAUUGUGCUAUCGGCAACUUUUAAUCUAGUUCCAUGAAAAAUAAUUUGUCCGUGCCUUUGUUCCUCGCAAAAGUUUAUCUCGAGAUGCGGUCAACUCUGCACCUAAGUCAGCCCAACUGUGGAACAAAGAAUGACUUCCGAAGUCACCAACUGACUACACACUAUAUUUCAUCUCCAGAAGCCUGGCUCCGUUAUUACACUUUCCAACAAUAAACAACUGAGGGACACUGGGGCGACAUAAGCACUAUAUCUUGCUUGUAAAAAUUCGAAGCCCGACAACCUAUGUAAGCCAUAAUAAUACGGGGAAAACAGGGUUCGGUCCCGUAAUUAGACGUUUUGGCUAUACCAUGCAGGAAACCUAUGUUUUGGCACUCCAUUGCCUUCAACACGACCAUCGACGUCCCCUGUAGCACCGGAGGGGGUUGCCUCCUAUAAGCCAGGGAAACUUCGUAUGGCCUCCAUGAACUCAUGACCCAAGUAUGACUAAGCUUAACAUUUGUGUGUGGCACCAGUGUUCCCUUUUAAUAUCAUUUUGCCCCUUCCUGCCCAACUUAAUCAUUAUCCUCGAAGAAGUACUCCGGCCCCUUCGGGGUUUUGGCCGGAAUACUCUUCUCUCAUUUUUUCCAGGUAUAUGUCCGAGAGCAUUAGUGCCCCGUCUCUUGCGGCGGCUGCCCUCGGGUCACUACAAAUAGCCGCUAAAACUUUGGCAGUGGGAGGAGACCUGUGCACUUUUUUGAAAAGAAUUCCAUAUUCCCUAUUGAUAUGGUUUCUUCCCACCCUCCUAAACGCGCCAUCUGUGACGAUUGAAUCUAUCUUGUUUCUUCCUUUAGAUGUACGCAUCCGAGGGACGAUUUACGUUUACAUCUCAAAUACCUGGCGAUCACAAAAUCUGUUUGUCAUCCAACUCUUCUUCCUGGGUGGGGAAGCAGAUUCUCGUAUGUUGUUUCUUCCUUUUUAAUUUGUACGACUUAGCGCGUCAGUCUCGAGCUGGCAGUUGGUGACCAUGCCCUUAACUACAAGGAAAUCGCCACCAGAGAAAAGUUGAAUGACAUCCAGCUCCGCGUUCGUCAACUUCUGGACCAAGUUUCCAUGCUUUCUAAGGAUCAGGACUUCCAGAGAGUAAGUCAGUUUGUACACAGACUAAAGAAACGUUCUGAGGCCACCCAUUGUACCGCUUAUGGACCCCAUGGUUAGAUUUUUUCAUUUCCACGAAGCUAACAUUCAAAGAAAAUUAAGCCGAUUUUAAGGUCAGAUGCAUCACUCGCAACCAAGUUAAAAACCUAUUUAUUAAUGUGAAUAGUAGCAACAAAAGUGGUGUGUUUAAUAAAUAUAGGUCAAUUAAACGCACAGAAAACCUCGACACAAAAGAUAGAUUAAGUAGAUUGUCAUGGUUAAGCUUAUAUCUUUCUCAUACAAGAACAACGAAAUACAUCCGAUGGGCCGCUAGAAAACACGAAACAUAUUGAGGUGUUUGGAGGCUUGUUCACAAGCACCCUUAGCUAAAAGGUUGGAAAUCUCGAACAAUGAUUUUCAGUUAAACUAAAAAAUAAGCACAAUCGAACGGCGAACAGCAUUCAAUUGUUCACAAAACGUCCUACGACUUCUGACAAACGGAUGCCAUAAAAAGCAGAUUCGGUCGACUUCUGUGCCCGUUCCGCAUAUCUUUCUAAUAGCGCCAGUCUCCCUUUCUCACUGUUAGAAUACGUCAGUCAUCACUGCUUUCCAGUCUGCCUUCGAGAUUCCAUAGAACACGUUUUUGUGCUAAUUUCCCUCUGGGCCCUUUAAAAAUUGUAAACAUACCCUUAGUCUCACAUUACUUCUUAAAGCUUGUUACAAAAUUCGAGGUUGAAAAACUAUCCACUUGUUAUUUCCUUUAAACAGGUCCGUGAGGAGUAUUUUAGACGCCUCAGUGAGAGCAUAUACAAUCGCGUAACAUGGUGGAGUAUUGCCCAAAUCCUCCUUCUGAUAUUUACCGGUAUUUUCCAAAUGCGCAAUCUUCGUUCCUUCUUCCUCGCCAAGAAGCUCGUCUAA
Messenger RNA from Spirometra erinaceieuropaei, 3573 nucleotides. Lineage: Eukaryota; Metazoa; Platyhelminthes; Cestoda; Diphyllobothriidea; Diphyllobothriidae. The record is from the annotation of a GenBank genome assembly.